AUGUCUGUCGUCGACCCAGCCGGUGAUGGCGUCGGGCUCCAAGCACGGGGGCAAACAGUCACUGAUUUUAAAUCUGCUCAUGUUAGAGAAGCUGAUCUACCUAUUUCGAAACUUUCCGACUUUUACAUUGGGCGCCCUUUGGGAACUGGAAAGUUUGGGAAUGUAUUCUUAGCCAGAACCAGGAAAGAAAAUUUCGUCUGUGCAUUGAAAAUUCUGUUCAAGAAGCAACUUGUCCGAUGUAACGUGGAACAUCAAUUACGCCGAGAAGUUGAGAUUAUGUGUCAUCUGCGGCAUCCACACAUACUUCAAUUGUAUACGUACUUUCAUGAUAGUACGAAAAUUUACCUUGUUUUGGAAUACGCAUACUAUGGCCAAAUGUACAGCCAUUUGCAACGUGAAAAAAGAUUUAGCGAGCGGAAAGCUGCCACAUAUGUGUAUCAAUUAUGUGAUGCCUUAAAGUACUGUCAUGCGCGUCACGUUAUUCACCGGGACAUAAAGCCAGAGAACCUACUGCUCGGUUUGUACAAUGAGCUCAAGCUAGCUGAUUUCGGCUGGUCUGUUCAUGCACCUUCACUAAGACGCAAGACAAUGUGUGGAACUAUUGACUAUCUCCCACCAGAGAUGAUCCUUGGUCACCAUCACAACGAACGAGUCGACCACUGGGCUGUGGGUAUUCUUUGUUACGAGAUGCUCAGUGGUCAUCCUCCCUUCGAAAGCGAUGAUACUAAAGAGACCUACGCCCGCAUCAGAAUCGUCAAAUAUAGAUUUCCCUCGGUGAUUGGGGCUCUCGCGCAAGAUCUUAUCUCAAAGAUUCUUGUCCUCAACCCGGCUCAUCGACUUGAUCUCGAUUCAAUCGUGCGGCAUCCCUGGGUCCAAACCUUCGCUUCCAAGGACACUUUUUUGAAAUAA
Messenger RNA from Mesocestoides corti, 909 nucleotides. The record is from the annotation of a GenBank genome assembly. NCBI's taxonomy places the organism in Eukaryota, Metazoa, Platyhelminthes, Cestoda, Cyclophyllidea, Mesocestoididae.